Messenger RNA from Adineta ricciae, 3900 nucleotides. The record is from the annotation of a GenBank genome assembly. NCBI's taxonomy places the organism in Eukaryota, Metazoa, Rotifera, Eurotatoria, Adinetida, Adinetidae.
AUGGUAGCUAGAGAAGCACGAGGUCGAUGUUCAUCAUCAUCGACAAAUGCUACAAAUGCAUCGUCAACAACGAAACAAAGACGAGUCUCAUCAACUAGUCAUGAGAAAAAGAAAGUGGCUAAACCUAUCGGAAUUUGUGGAUUUUGUCUGGGCGAUAACUUGAAGAAUGCCAACGGUGUUCCAGAAAAAAUGAUAAAUUGCGCCGAGUGUGGAAAUUCUGGACAUCCUUCAUGCUUGCAAUAUUCCGAAAAACUAGUUAAAAAAAUUCGGACCAUCCGAUGGCAAUGUAUCGAUUGUAAGCGGUGUAUCGUUUGUAAUAAGAGUGAUGACUCGUUGUUGUUUUGUGACUUUUGUGAUUCGGGUAUUCAUCCUAAAUGUUGCGAUCCACCAUUGGAUGAGAUCCCUGAUGAUGAUUUUACUUGUUAUCUGUGCCGCAAUGAAAUACCUCCAUCACCAAAAAAGACUUUAGUCAAAACUUUAUCGACCUCAUCAACGUCAUCAAGGCGUUCACGUCGAAGUCAACAUUCGAAUAGUGAUGAUGCGUUUGCACAUGCUGCUGAACUUCCCGAUGAGAUGUCAAACGGUUUCUUAUCGAAAAAACCUCAAACGAAUCAUAUUCGACAACAAUCUGUACAAAAAGCUAUGAAGUAUUUACGUGAUAAGAAAGCAAUCAAAACCACGAAUAAAAAAUUACUUAAAAGACUGCAUUCCCCUACAUUAGCCAUCAAAUCCAGCAAAGAGAACACAGAUAUAAAAAAUGAGUUGCUAGCGAAGACCAUUUUAGCAUCAUCGAAAUCACAACGAAUUCGCAAAGAGCCGUCAAACGAUGAUUUAUCUUCCACUCCUCAAACAAGUACCCCGCUAUUGACACGUCAAUUAUCCAAUAGAAAACUUUUACCGAUUGAUCCCAUUACACCACCUCAUCGAAAUAGUCGUCGAACUGAUAUUCCCUCAGUCGAUGAAUCCAAUAAAAUAAAUUCGAAACGAAAGCAUUCAACUAAUUCUUUAUCACCAAUAUCAGCAACAUCAGCGUCUACACUUAAAAAACGAACAAGAAAAGAUUCACCCGUGAGAAAUCAUAAACGAAAAGAUAGUCAAACCGAAGAUGAUCAUUCCGAUGCUGAUGAUCUCAAUGGUAAACAUAUGAAAACCAAUGGUUACAAACAGAAAAUCAAUUUAAACUUGUCGAAAUACGAUAAUUUACCUGGAUUCAUUCACGAUUCUCUUCCUGAGAAUGUCACCGAACACGAUGUGUAUUUAUUUCUUGAAUCGCGUGCAAAUUGUACUAAACUCGUAACAGAUUGUUCCGAAAAAUUUCAUCAUUCAAGUGAGUCUCUCGAAGACGAUGCUACCAAUACUCGUUGGCCACCAUAUAUCGUUCUUGGGUCGGAGUUAUUGAAAACUUGGUACUCAUCAUCCUAUCCUCAGGAAUAUGCACGUGUUCCACGUUUGUACAUCUGUGAAUUUUGUUUGAAGUAUAUGAAAUGUGAACAGGUCUACGAUCGUCAUCGUAAAAAAUGUACAAUGUUUCAUCCACCUGCAAACGAAAUCUAUCAUAAAGAUGAUUUAUCCGUGUUCGAAGUCGAUGGAAAUACCAGCCGAAUCUACUGUCAAAACUUAUGUUUGUUAGCCAAAUUAUUUCUUGAUCACAAAACACUUUACUAUGAUGUUGAACCAUUUUUAUUCUACGUUUUAACAAGGAACGAUGCCAAUGGUUGUCAUUUUAUCGGGUAUUUUUCCAAAGAAAAACAUUGUCCACAAAAAUAUAAUCUUUCAUGCAUAACUGUUUUACCUAUUUGUCAACGUCGGGGUUACGGACGUUUCCUCAUUGAAUUGAGCUAUUUGAUAUCUCAAAAAGAAGGACAAGUUGGCACGCCAGAACGACCCUUAUCGACAUUAGGUGCACAAACCUAUGAAGCAUACUGGAAAAUCAAAAUCGUUGAACAAUUACUCGUGUAUUACAAUGAAAACAGUCCGAAAUGUUUAUUAAAAACGAUAAUGAGUAGAACAGGAAUGGCUAUUGAUGAUAUUGUCGACACGUUACAGAAUCUAGGCAUUUUAACAAUGAAAUCUAAUGGCAAGCCAGUUAUAUCUGCCGACGUGACACAGUUAGAAACGAUAAUGACCAAAGAAAAGAUCAAACAUGCCCAUUGGGUGAAAAUCGAUAGUGAAUAUCUUCGUUUUACUCCGGUACUGACACCGCUAUUGCUGGCUAACGAAGAAAAAGCUGUGGAAAAAGAAGUGAAAGAAAUACAAAUUGUGUUCAAGGAAAUCGGCCGUGAAGCAGCUGAAGCAGCAUCAUUAGCAGCCGAAGCAGCAGAUGGUUGUCAAACUGCAGACGGUGUUCGCUAUAUCCGUCGACGAAAGUUUGGACAGAAACGUCGUUCGAUUAUUGUUAAACGUCGAACACCAAUGGCAAAUAAAUCGAAUAAAAAUGAUUCGAUGAUUACGCACAAUGACAGUUAUUCAGCAGAUAUCAUAGCAAAUGAUGUUGAUGAGCAUUCUCAAGAGUAUAAGCCUCGUCGAUCGAAAAUGGUUGCUUCUGAGCCAGUUAUUAAGGAAGAUGACAUAGAAGAAGAAGAAGGCGAAGAAAAGGACUCAGCAACAGCGACAGUGAUGCAGGAAGAAACUAAGACUGCUCCAGUAGAAUCUUCGCCGAAACCUCCUGCGAAACAAUCUGCAUACAAACAAUUGAAACUUGACCAGUUUAUAAAAAUCGCCUCAGUGAAAGAAACACCAGUAUCAGUAAAAGCAUCAACGGACGAAAAACCGGAAUCUAAUAAUCAUGUUCCAUAUCCUGAAACAGAAGCGAAAACAGACAGCAACGAUGAAGUUCAAUCGGAAACAAGACGAAUAACCCGAAAUACUCGUCUACAUUCAACGUCAAAAUCAGAAGCUGAACCAGUUAAACUAGAGGAGAACGUCGCUACAGAAACGUCAACCAAACCAGAUCUGAAUCAUGAGAAUUCUGUUACAAGACAAAUUAGCGAAGGAGGCGUUUCCACUGAGUCGUCUAGCGACAGUUUAUCAAUUGCAGAUGCUCCUCGUUCGUCGUCUGCAGCAAACAAUAUGGAUCGACCAUUGCCAUUGAAGAAACGAGCUUUAGCAUCGGUAGAUAUUCAAUCUUUAGCUGACGAUACCCUUUCGCCAUCGAAGAAUAAACCAAAUCAGCCUCAUUUAAUGCGACAACUGAGUACAGCGACGACAUCAACAAAUCCGCCUGAAACACCCUCAUCACUAUCAGAUAUUCUUGCAAAUCCAUUUCUCUCAUCACCAUCAAUCAGUGGUACCGAUGAUGAGACUAAAAUUGCUCGUAUUGAAUCUCAGCUGAAAGAAGACACCGUUGAUAUAAUCAACAAUAAUCAUGUAGAGAAAGAAGAAGAAGAAGAGCCAACAUCUUCUUUGAAUCGAUUUGAAACGACAAUCAAACCAGUGGAAAUCACUGAAGAUCAGUUACCACCACGUUCGACAUCACCUACAUCAAUGAUUGUUUCUCAAUCAAAUCAUUACAACUAUUCGACUAAAAACAAACAACAGCAACUACAACAACCGCACCAAGCAAUACCAGUCAAUAGUUUUCAUGGAUCUACGAAUAUGGCUUAUAGUUUUAAUAACUCAGCAUAUCCAUAUCCUUACCCUCCAGUACCACCCUACAGUGUUCCACCAUAUUACUAUCCACCAAAUGCUGCGAUGGAUUACAUGUCCUAUUAUUCUGCAUCGUCAUCAUCGUCCAUCUAUCCACCGCCAGGCUCAAUCUAUGGUGAUACAACUGAACAACAAUCUUACUAUACAUCGAAUAGUAUGAAUUCUAUUGCGUAUAACGGUAAUGGAACCGCACCCUAUAUUUAUCCAAGUGCACAAUCAUCAGCGCCCGCGCCCACAGCCACUCAACAACACUAG